AUGGAGACGUUCAACGCACGUUCCGAGCACUGUCGCCCACUCGAACAUCCAGGCAUCUUCACAACAACCCUCGCAGCGCUUCUUGUUGUUGGUAUACUGGUCUCCUACCUGCCACAACACGCGAAGAUUAUUCAAAGGCGGACUUCAGAAGGUCUGUCCCCAUACUGGGUGCUAUUGGGAGGACUGAGCUCCAUCGCGGCAAUCGGCAACAUCCUCACACUGCCUACGUCUCGCUCCGACAUGGCUUGCUGUAAAGAGCUUUCGCCCGGAGCAUGUACGGCUGCUUUACUUGGGGUCGCCCAGAUUGGCAUCCAGUGGACGUCCUUUAUGCUUCUGUAGGGACCUUACCCUUCGAAAUGGAAACAUGUAGGCCACGCUAAUCUGUCCUGUUAGUGUGAUGCUCUACCUCGCCUUCUCCGACCCGGCCAAGCACCGCGAGCCUCUCGUUGUCGGCUUCUGCAUAUUCGUCUCCGUCUUCUUCGUCGCCAUCAUCUCCAUCGCUCUUGUCUUCCGCUUCCCAAAGCACACCCAGAUCUGGGCCGACAUCCUCGGAACCAUAGCCGGAGUCCUCGCGGCCAUACAAUACCUACCUCAAAUCUACUACACUUGGAAGCUGAAGGAUUUGAAGAGCUUGUCAGUCACUACAUUGGUUAUUCAAGCCCCUGGCGCUUUCGUCUUUGCGCUGUCGCUGGGAUUGAGGGUAGGGGUCGCUGGAUGGAGCACUUGGCUGGUAUACCUGGUAACUGGAGCAUUGCAGUUUGUGCUGCUCGGCAUGGCCAUCAAUUGGUGGCUCAUGGAGCGAAAUCCAGCCAAGAUCACCGUCGAAGACAGUAAUGCGAAUGGCGACCAGCAACCCGAGGCGGUUGCGGAUGAGCGUACUGCUCUGAUCGGCUCGCGCCCUAGAUCAGCGUCGUAG
This is a messenger RNA of Lecanosticta acicola, 916 nucleotides long. Lineage: Eukaryota; Fungi; Ascomycota; Dothideomycetes; Mycosphaerellales; Mycosphaerellaceae. The record is from the annotation of a GenBank genome assembly.